This is a messenger RNA of Sardina pilchardus (European sardine), 2478 nucleotides long. RefSeq names its product B-cell receptor CD22-like. The transcript is spliced from 10 exons. Lineage: Eukaryota; Metazoa; Chordata; Actinopteri; Clupeiformes; Clupeidae. Bases 86 to 1840 code for a protein of 584 amino acids. The record is from RefSeq and is a predicted model, not a curated record.
ACUUUAUUCACUAAGACUGUACAAUCAUUUAGGUUAUAUGCCACAAGUGUUGCAUUUCAACAUCACCUGAUGAAAUUAUUCAUUCAUGCAGGAAAACCACAGCAUGUGUUUUAAAGGAAUAUGCAUUUUGGUGGUAUUAUUUUACCUACAACUGCCAGCUGUGCAGUGUGGACCCAUUGUGACGUACUCCACUACUACAGUCUGUGGUCUUAAGGGGGCAUCAGUGGUCCUGCCCUGCAAAUGUCAUCCACUAUUUUGUGGAGGAGUGUGGCACAAAAACAGGCGGCAGAGAGUCAGGGAACACAGCAGAUCUCAUGACUGCAGCCUGCACAUAGACAAACUAACAGAUGAGCACACUGGUGUUUACCACUUUGAGAUGCACUAUGACAGAAGCACAUCAGGGAUUACAGUGACUGUUACCGAUGUGGAAAUGAAGGAAGUUGAUGCAGGGGAUGAGAAUCAGACCAAUGUGACCUGCAGCACCUCCUGCAGCUUGGGCUCUCAUAUUAAGUAUGUCUGGUACAAGAAUGGACAGACUCUACAAGACAAAUCCACAGCCUCCAUACUAGUCCCAGGAUAUACCCAGGCCAGUUACUCCUGUGCUGUGAAAGGUUAUGAACGUCUACGCCCCCCUGCAAAGUGUGUUCCCCAUAAAAAGUGCUGGGGUGUGACCUACUCCUUUGAGAGUAUCUGUGUAUUAUUGGGCUCAUCAGUGGAUAUUCCCUGCACUUACGUACAUCCGAACUAUGACACUAUCAACACAACAUUUUGGUUUAAUACACAAAAAAAUAACAAUCACCCAGAAUAUCUCAAUUUGGCUGACGAGUACAAAAAUCACGUGGAAUAUCAUGGAAACAAAAAGAGCAGUUGUACUCUGAGACUGAAGGACAUCAGAGCCGGUCACUCAGGAGAAUAUGCCCUCAGGUUAACAACCAAAGAGGGAGAAACUUACUCUGGAUUACCUGGAGUCAAUAUAUCUGUAACAGCUGUGCAGGUGUUGACCCCUCCUGAAGCAGUGACAGAGGGAGAGAGAGUCACCCUCAUCUGUAAUACUACCUGUACUCUGAGUAACGACCCCACCUUCAUCUGGUACAAGAAUGGGCAGCCUGUGACCAAUAAACACACAACCAGAGACAACAAGCUGCAUCUAAACCCAGUCAGCAGUGAGGAUGCAGGCAGUUACUCCUGUGCUGUUAGAGGACAUGAAACUCUCUCCUCAAAUAUCGCUUCUCUCAACGUGAGACACAAGCCAACACAUGUCUCAGUUUCCAUCAGUCCCUCUGAUGGAAUAGAGGAGGGAACUUCAGUGACUCUGACCUGCAGCAGUGAUGCCAACCCACCAGUGCACACCUACACCUGGUACAUGAAGAGUGGAGCUGAAUCUCUUGUUAGGGGCACAGGGGAGAGCAUCAGCUUCAAUGUGACCUCUGAUACCAGUGGACUUUACUACUGUGAGGCACACAAUGAACUUGGCUCUCAGAACUCUGGUGAUGCUGCAGUUCCUCCCAAAGAGGGACUUGUCAUAUCCAUAGCUGUGACGUCAGGAAUCAUCAUAGCCGUGAUGCUUGCUCUCAUGCUGGUGUUUGUCAGGAGGUAUACAAUGGCAAGGGAAGGCACCAGCACAACACAGGAAGUCCAUUCUGAUAUCCAUGAUAACACGUACACAGCUCUGAACCCCAGGACCAUAUCCUCUGAGUAUGACACACUGCAGAAUGUGAGGGGUGUGAGUGACACAUACAUGCCUCUCCAGGGAACAGCUCAGGACUCAGUGUAUGAGAAUCUGCAGAGAAGAGAGACGCAAUCAACAGAAAUGGAGCUCAAUGAUCUCAGUAAGAAAUGACCUCACCAACCCUGACUCUUCAUUUCUAACUUGCUGGAGUUACGACUGACCUUGUCACUGGAAGCCAAGGCGUCUUCAGAGCCCAGCUCAAGCUUCAGCUUGUGAGACUCUGCAGAGAAGACAGACGCCCUCUACAGGCAUCGGAGACUGAGCUCAAGGAUCUCAGGAUGAAAUAGCAACACAAUAACAACAACUUGUUGGUGUGACAACCUGACUUUGUCACUGGACAUUAAUGCCCCUUCUUCCCACCCUCCACACUUUUAACUUUCUCUGUUAAUGUUUAUAGCCAUGGCAUCAUCAUGGCAUCAUUUGGUCAUUUACACAGACACUGUUUUCCUUUAGCACAGUAGACAUGGUAGACUUAUGGUCUAGGGAUAAUGCCAGUUAGCCGGUGCAGUGUUUCACUUGUGAUGCCAUUAGCGAUGUCUACGUGUGGAUGUGGUCAGGACUGUGAAGGCACAAUGGCUACAUCACAGCAGCACAGGACCUGAAGAGAGAACCCACAUGAGAGAACUGAACUCAACACACUCUACUGUGCUGUCAUCUGUGUGAUACCGUAUUGCUACUCAGGGCAUUGCUAGAAAAUGUUGGCCCUAUGACAGGUAAUCAUUCUGGGGCCCCUGAUUUUGGGGCCCCAG